AAACUUUAUAUUUUCAUCAAAUGUUCAUCUUUUAUAUAUUCAAGGAGGAGAGUACCCACUGUAAACUUAUUUCGUAUUGCAACAACUUCGCGAACUACAAUUACAUUAAUUAUAGAAGACCCAUUCCAUUUUUUAUACUAGUUUAAAGUACACAAGUUGUACACGAAACUGAUCUAUAUUUUAGAAAAGGACCCCUUUUAGCCUUUCAGAAAUAUAACUGUGAAUAUCGUUUAAAAAAGCAAGUUUUUCUUUCCUCGACUUGCUGAGACUUCUUUUGCUUGUCUCGAAAACUACCUUUUUUAAACGAUAAUCAACGAUAUACAUACAUCAAAAGAAACCGAUAAUAUAUCGAAAUGUCAUUAAAAAUAAUCCGUUAUGCCGCGGCAGAACGGCAGAGCGGCAGAACGACAGAGCGGCAGAGAGAACGGCAAGAAUUUUGAAACGCUCCCUAAUAUAUACAGUGUAAAGAUAGGUAAACAAUGUGUUUAAUAUAAAUUAAGCUGAACAAUGUAUGUAAUGUAAAAAUUAAAUAGUGUACGUAACGUUGUCAGAAAUAGAUAUAUAAAGUGAUGGAUAAUAUAGCACCUCACUAAUCUUCCAGUCUAAACUUUAUCAAGCAUCAUGUCGAUAAAUAGAAUUUGUACAAUCAACUCAUGGCAAAACUCAUUUAUGUUAUGAAGGCUACAGUUAUUAUUGUCAUCAUACAAAUCCAGAUGAUUCAAAAUAUUGGAAAUGUGUUAAGAAAUAUUGUCGUGUUGGUGUAACCACAUAUGCAAAUGGUACAACCAAAAGAAGUGCUGAUCAUGAUCAUACACCAAAUGAAACUGAUAAAGAAGUAUUGAAUAUACGUCAAAAUUUAAAACGUAAAGUUGUUGAAUCAUCCUCACUAAUUGAUAGUACCUUGGAUGAAACAUAUGUCAAUCUUCAAAGCCCGACCUUGAGUCAAGAUCUUUUAAUUCAAUUACCAUCAAUUGCAACAAUGAAGAACAAUCUUCAGAAAGAACGUCGUAAAACAAGAGAACCACUUCCGAAGAAUAUUAAUGACUUACCAUAUCCAAUUCCACCUAACUAUCAAAAGAAUCAAAGUGGUGAACAAUUUAUAUUGUAUGAUGGCCCAAUAGCUGGUUCGCGAUGUAUUAUAUUUUCAACACCAAGUGAUAUUUUAUAUUUAUCUCAAAGCGAAAUGUGGUAUUGUGAUGGAACGUUUUAUGUGUGUCCAUCAAUAUUUUACCAAAUUUAUUCUGUCCAUGGUUAUAAUAAUGAUGGUAUUAUGGCAUCAUACGUAUUUUGUUCAUUACCUGGUAAAUCUGAAGAACUAUAUCGUGGUAUGUUUGAGAAAUUAUUUAACCAUAUGAUACAAAUGAAUUUAUGUGUACGAUUACGUCGUGUUACGAUUGAUUUUGAAUUGGCUGUUGCUAAUGUAUUCAUAAAACAUUUCCCAUAUGUUGAAGUCAAGUAUUGUUUAUUCCAUUUUGGGCAAAAUUUGUUUCGAAAAUUCCAGAAUUUAGGUACAUAUCAAAGUGCUUCUUGUAGUAUAAUAAUUCUAACAAUUGCAUCUUGUUUUAGGCUUACAGUCGGCAUACAAAAUGAUGAGCAGCUGCGUACAUGGUUUAGGUCAUUUGCUGCUGUCGCGUUAUUACCACUUACUCUUAUGAUAUUUGGUUUUAAUUACUUAAUGCAAAAUAAGCCAAAUUAUCCACAAUUAACAUCUUUUUUACAAUAUUUUCAUGAUACAUAUGUUGCAUUUAGUAGUUUUCCACCACCAACCUACAAUCAUUUCGUGAACUUUUCACCACCUACCACCAGUCAUGUUGAAGGUCGCUAUUUAAAAUGGAAAAAACGUUCUACAUCAGCUCAUCCAAAUAUUUAUUGUACAAUUGAUUUACUGCGUCAAGAACAGUCACUUGGUGCAUUCAGUAGUGUUCGAGACCAUAUGGGUGCACCACAGCCAAAACGACGUCGUAAUCAACAAAUAGCUGAAAAUUCUCUUCAAAAACUAUGGCAAAGGUUUUGUGAACAAAAACUAGAUAUGGUUUCAUUUUUAAAUGCCGCAGGAACUAGAUAUUUCAAAUAUUUAGAGGGAUAG
Didymodactylos carnosus is the source of this 2086-nucleotide messenger RNA. Lineage: Eukaryota; Metazoa; Rotifera; Eurotatoria; Philodinida; Philodinidae. The record is from the annotation of a GenBank genome assembly.